Messenger RNA from Ciona intestinalis (vase tunicate), 2098 nucleotides. RefSeq names its product mitochondrial uncoupling protein 4. Gene Ontology annotation, biological process: transmembrane transport. Lineage: Eukaryota; Metazoa; Chordata; Ascidiacea; Phlebobranchia; Cionidae. The record is from RefSeq and is a predicted model, not a curated record.
GAGUUAUAUAUAUUUGGAAGUUUGAAACAUUUUAAUAUAAUUAAAAUUAAUCAUGAUUAUGCUUCUAGCUGUAAGGCACUGUUAAUGUUGUACAGUAAAAGUAAAGGAGGUUUCCUGUUUGUGUUAGAGCAUUACAUGGUUAAUGGUUUGCAAUGAUCUUUUAAGCAAAACUAUAUCAAGAGAAAUUGCUUUUCAAAGUGAAGCAUGAAGUUAGAUAUACAGAACAGUGCUGUGAACUAUGCUGUGUCUGCUGCAGCAGCCACAGUGGCAGAAACUGUGACUUUCCCUCUAGAUCUUACCAAGACAAGACUUCAAAUACAAGGUGAGGUGGCUUCUCUUGCUGCUAACUCUGGCAACAACAGCACUGUAUUAGUGAAACAUGGUAUGGUGCGAGUUGCAUUUGGUGUUGUUAAAGAGGAGGGGUUGUUAAAACUGUGGCAAGGUUUGCCGCCUGCCGUCUACCGUCAUUUGAUCUACACAGGAUUUCGAAUGGGCACUUAUGAAAAGUUAAGAGAAAUUUUGGGAAGAAACCCAGAUGGAUCAUUUCCUGUGUAUAAGGCUGUUGUGGGUGGCUUGUUUGCAGGUUCCUUUGCACAAUUUGUUGCAAGUCCAAUGGAUCUUGUGAAAGUUCAAAUGCAAAUGGACGGAAGGAGACAAAUGGAAGGAAAGCCACGCAGAGUAAACGGUGUCGGUCACGCUUUAAAAAAUAUUAUUCGUACUAGUGGCGUCCGAGGUUUGUGGGCGGGUUGGGUGCCCAAUGUGCAGAGGGCAGCUUUGGUAAACAUGGGCGAUCUAGCAACAUAUGACAUAGUUAAACAUUCCAUUUUAAGAAAUACCUCUUUAGAAGAUAAUUGGGUUUGUCAUGGAUUAGCAAGUUUAUGCAGCGGUUUGGCUGCAGCAACUUUAAGCACUCCUGCAGAUGUGGUAAAGACAAGGAUUAUGAAUCAAGCUAGAGACAAAAAUGGUAAUGGAUUGUAUUAUAAAUCUUCAACAGAUUGUUUGAGAAAAACCAUCUCAAAAGAAGGUUUUUUUAGCCUUUAUAAAGGCUUCAUUCCUAUAUGGUCCAGAAUGGCCCCAUGGUCUUUGACAUUCUGGCUUACAUGUGAAGAAAUUCGAAAGCUUGCUGGGUUGUCAACCUUUUAAGGAAGUUAUUUCUAAUUUUAGACUGCAUGUAAAUUGAUUUUACUUUGUAAUGUGAAACUUUAUGCAAUACUUGUUAUACAGUUCCACCAUGUUUAUCAAAGCUUGACAUUGUAUUGAUAUAUGCAUUCACAUACAUUAUCUACUUCUUUGGGUGGUGAAACAUUUUUGUUGUUAUGUCACCUACUUCUGAUAUUACGAGUAUACUGAUUGUUUUAAUUUACCUUUCCAUUUUAACUGAACAAUUUUUUCGCCCUGCGCUGCAAUUUGUAUUUAAUUUUUACUCUUGAGAAGUGGGAUAAGAAAAGAACGUUUCAUCAAUUAAAUAGAAAAUUUGUUUUCUAUAUACUUGUGUGCGGAAAUUGUUCAAACCAUAAGUGAUAUAAACAUUAAUGUGUUUCUACUUGAAUGAAAUUUAAACUCAUGUUGACUGACAGUUAGUUUGGUGUAUAGUAUGAUUUACAAUUGUAUACAGGCCUUGUAGUUUGUUUUUUUAGGUGUAUGUUUACCCUGUUUUGCCCAAUAUUAUAGUUUUUUUUUUAAUUUAAAUAUUACUUGUGCUCUGUUUUUUUUCAUUUGACCUAAUUCCAGUAAUGUUACUGUUAGGUAAUGUUAUAAUGUGCAUGUUAUAUCUUAAACACGUCACAAAUGACUAUGUUGGCGAUAACAUAAGAUGUGUCACCACUGUGCGCUCCAAACGAUUAGCUAAAGGUGACAAUGCGCCUGAUGAGCAAAGCAAACAACCCGUGUUGUUGUUGUCUUAACACCACAGUCCAAAGGUCUAUCGCGGUGACGUAAUAUGGUUGUAUUUAGAUCAAACUCCAAACUCAUUAAGUUAAAGUGUACACUCUGCCAUUUUCUCAAAAGUAUAGUUUAUUUUUAGUGACAAAACCUAAUACCAACGUUCACUGCGUUUAGUGCGUUUAAUCGAUUAAAUGAAUUACAAAUUGCCAUUCCC